CUAAACAGAGGAGUCUGGCCAGGUUUUAAGGUGCAGCUGCUCCUGCUGUCCUCUUCGAGCGGGCGUGGCGGGAGGAGCAGCAGGAGGGGAGGAGGCUCUGAUUGGCCAGAGCGGAGGCGGGAGGUAGGGAGUUUCCCACAAUGCCCCGCUGCAGCCAGUGCGGCCGCCGAUGGAUGCUGCGGGAAGGUGCUGCCAUUUGCAGCCGCCUGGACCACUGGCUCGCUGAGGGGGGCCCCGCUCCGGCAGAAGCAGAGGCAGGCAGGGAGGGAAGCACCCUUCUCACCCCAGUCCCCGGCAGCCCUUGACAGCGAAACUCCUUUCCCUCGCCUCUCCUCCGCUUUCCCCGCGGGUCGCUGUCCGUUCAGCACCGCGAUGAACCCUCCUUCCACAGCCGGCGAGGAGAAGGGGGCUGCGGGAGGCAGCAGCAACGCUUGCCGGGGAGCUGAAGGUGGCGGGGACCCUAGGAGUGCAGCCGCGGGAACAGCGGACCCGGAAGAGCCCGCACUAACCGCUCAGAAGGAAGAAUCCUUGGAAGAGAAGCUGAAGAGUUUAACCUUCAGGAAACAGGUGUCCUACAGGAAAGCAAUUUCCAGAUCCGGCCUUCAGCAUUUGGCUCCUGUUCAAAACCUCAACAUUGCCAUCACCAACGGCCCAGUGAAGGAGCUCAGAAUGGCACUAGAAUGGAGUGAAAAUGCAGUGAAUGGCGAACAUCUCUGGCUAGAGACAAAUGUUUCUGGGGACCUGUGCUACCUGGGGGAGGAGAGCUGCCAGGUCAAGUUCUCUAAAUCAGCUCUUCGAAGAAAAUGUGCUGCUUGUAAGAUUGUCGUCCACAAUGCAUGCAUGGAACAGUUAGAUAAGAUUAACUUUCGUUGCAAGCCAACUUUCCGAGAAGGCGGCUCUAGAUCUCCCAGAGAGAAUUUUGUCCGACAUCACUGGGUGCACAGACGGCGGCAGGAGGGGAAGUGCAAGCAGUGUGGAAAGGGCUUUCAGCAAAAAUUCUCCUUCCACAGUAAAGAGAUUGUAGCCAUCAGCUGUUCCUGGUGCAAGCAGGCAUUUCACAAUAAGGUCACCUGCUUCAUGCUGCAGCACAUCGAAGAGCCGUGUUCCCUCGGAGCUCAUGCGGCUGUUAUCGUACCUCCCACCUGGAUCAUUAAGGUGAAGAAACCUCAGAUGGUCUCCACAUUAGGAGACGAACCUGAUUGGGCGGGAGACUGGAGCCCCGGAAGGAAAACGGGCGUCUCCUACCUGAAUUGGGAGGGUUGGCAGAAUUCACUGAAAAAUUCGACGAGGCGGAAGAAGAGGACGUCUUUCAAGAGGAAAGCCAGCAAAAGGAGCAAUGAGGAGAACAAAGGCCGUCCUUUUGUGGUAAAACCCAUCUCUUCCCCGCUCAUGAAACCAUUGCUUGUAUUUGUGAAUCCAAAAAGUGGAGGGAAUCAGGGUACUAAGGUUCUCCAGAUGUUCAUGUGGUACUUGAACCCACGUCAGGUCUUUGACCUCUCUCAGGAAGGACCAAGAGAUGCGCUUGAAUUGUACAGAAAAAUGCCAAAUCUUCGAAUCCUGGCCUGUGGUGGGGAUGGAACGGUGGGCUGGAUCCUCUCCAUCCUGGAUGAGCUGCAGCUGAACCCCCAGCCUCCUGUUGCUGUACUUCCACUUGGCACCGGGAAUGACCUGGCUCGCACCCUCAACUGGGGAGGGGGAUACACAGAUGAGCCUGUUGCAAAAAUUCUCUGCCAUGUAGAAGAUGGGACCAUUGUCCAACUGGACCGGUGGAACCUCCAGGUGGAGAGAAAUCCUGAUUUGCCCCAAGAUGAACUAGAAGAUGGAGCACGGAAGCUUCCCCUCAGUGUUUUCAAUAAUUACUUCAGCCUGGGAUUUGAUGCUCACGUUACACUGGAAUUCCAUGAAUCUCGAGAAGCAAAUCCUGAAAAAUUCAACAGCCGCUUUCGAAAUAAAAUGUUUUAUGCUGGGGCAGCCUUUUCAGACUUCCUUCAGAGAAGCUCCAGAGAUUUAUCCAAGCAUGUGAAAGUUGUGUGUGAUGGCACAGACCUGACCCCAAAGAUCCAGGAGCUGAAAUUCCAGUGUAUAGUGUUUUUAAACAUACCCAGGUAUUGUGCUGGCACAAUGCCCUGGGGGAAUCCAGGAGAUCACAGAGAAUUUGAACCACAGCGGCAUGACGAUGGUUACAUUGAGGUCAUUGGGUUCACCAUGGCCUCUUUGGCUGCUCUUCAAGUGGGAGGCCACGGAGAAAGGUUGCACCAAUGCCGGGAAGUGACGUUGCUGACGUACAAGUCCAUCCCCAUGCAAGUGGAUGGGGAGCCUUGCCGGCUGGCUCCCUCGCUAAUCCGAAUCGCCCUGAGGAAUCAGGCCAAUAUGGUGCAGAAAAGCAAGAGGAGGACAUCGAUGCCUAUGCUCAACGACAUCCCUAAAGUGCCCUCUGCUGACCUGAGGAGAGUUUCAGCUCCCCCUGAUUCCUUCGCCAUUCCCCAUGCCGUCUUAGAGCGCCUGAGGAUCAGAGUGAACAGGAUUAGUUUACAGGAUUAUGAGGGACUGCAUUAUGACAAGGAAAAGCUUCGGGAAGCUUCUAUUCCUCUAGGAAUGAUAGUUGUCAGAGGAGACUGUGAUUUGGAGACCUGUCGCAUGUAUGUGGAUCGCCUAGAGGAGGAUUUACAAUCCGUAACUUCAACAACACAGAGAGUCCACUACCAGGACCAGGAAACCUCUUUCCCAAGAGCACUUUCGGUUCAGAGGCUUUCCCCUAGAUGGUGCUUCCUAGAUGCAACUUCUGCCGAUCGCUUUUACCGCAUCGACAGAUCUCAGGAACAUUUGCACUUCGUGACUGAAAUUUCGCAGGACGAGAUUUUUAUUCUGGACCCAGAAAUGGUGGCAACGCAGCCUGCAGGGACGCCUCCAGGAAUGCCUGAUCUGGUAGUGGAGCAGGCCUCUGGAAUAUCAGAUCGGUGGAAUCCUGCUGUUCGAAAGCGCAUGCUGAGCGACAGCGGCCUGGGGAAGAUGUCCCCGCACUACGAGGUACCUGAGAAACAAAAGGAGGCCAGCGAGAUGCACAUGCUGCAGUCUCCAGUUUCUUCAGAAGAUCAAGCACUUUUACAGUCAGUAAUAGCUGGUGAUUUUCUAAAAUUCAUAGACUGCUGCAAAAAAGGAGCUAAUCUGUUAAUCCAAGGACCUGACCACUGUUCCUUGCUUCACCACGCAGCCAAGACUGGGCAUGGCGAGAUUGUGAAGUACAUCCUAGACCAUGGUCCUUCUGAGUUACUGGAUAUGACAGAUAGUGAAACGGGUGAGACGGCACUGCACAAGGCAGCCUGCCAGCGCCACCGUGGCAUCUGCCAGUUAUUGGUGGAGGCAGGAGCGUCAUUGAGGAAAACGGAUUCCAAGGGUAGGACACCUCAAGACAGGGCGCAGAAGGCCGGGGACCCAGAUCUAGCCUCGUAUUUGGAGAGUCAUCAGAACCACCAAGUGGUUCCCCACGAGGACCUAGAGACUGCAGUGUGAUAUUUGUGGUGUGUGUGAGAGAGAAAACCCUAGGAGAUCAUGAGGCUGCGCCUGAGGCAUUCUCGGGUGUCAUGUGAGGAAGGAGCUUAUGGAAUCCAUGCAUCUCUCGCUCUCAUGCAAAAUAUCUGAGAAGAUGCCACCAAUUUCUAAGGGCUACGGAGACUUGCCACGGAACUCUCAUGUUCCCAGAUGUUAGCCUGCGGGGUAAUAGAAGGAGACUCAAAGGUCUGUGGAAUCCAUGGGCCAAGGAAACUUACUAUUACUGCUCUCAGCAAGUAGCAUGAACAUCUCCCGUGUUCCUCUGUAGAAAUUGCUUGGAAGAAGAAGGA
Molecule: messenger RNA, 3839 nt
Organism: Lacerta agilis (Sand lizard)
Lineage: Eukaryota; Metazoa; Chordata; Lepidosauria; Squamata; Lacertidae
Gene: DGKI
Product: diacylglycerol kinase iota
Exons: 35
Coding region: 373-3510 (1045 amino acids)
Biological process (GO): regulation of synaptic transmission, glutamatergic; intracellular signal transduction; lipid phosphorylation
Cellular component (GO): nucleus
Molecular function (GO): ATP-dependent diacylglycerol kinase activity; protein binding
Source: RefSeq, a predicted model, not a curated record